AUGAAUAGUUUUAAUACUAUUGAUAGUCACGAUUUGAUUUCUUCAAAAGAAAAUAUUCAGCCUUUACGGAAAGGAAGAGAUACUACUAUCUUAUGUGCGGCUUUACAAGCUGAAACAGAUACUGAAUUGCAGCAGGAACUAGAAAGGCAAAGAAACGAAUAUGAAAUCAGGUUAAGAAACAGUUGUAGUGAAGACCCAUUAUCAGACUGGUGCAGUUAUAUAUACUGGAUUGAACAGAGUUUUCCAAAACAGGGUCGAGAAGGGAAACUACAUGUUGUUUUACAAAAAUGCCUAAACAAAUUCAAAGAUAAUGAGCAGUAUAUGAAUGACAUAAGAUUUGUUCGAUUAUGCAUUAAAUAUGCUGACCUGGAAGAUAAUACUGUCGAGUUAUUGAGUCAAAUACAUAGACAUGGUAUAGGUGUAUCUUGUGCGGAGCUUUACAUUGCAUGGGCUGAAAAGUAUGCUGUGGAUAACUGUUUUAAAAAAGCAAAUGCUGUAUAUGAAAGAGGAUUACAAUCAUCUGCACAACCUAUUGAUCUUCUGAAAGAUGCUUAUCAGAAUUUUCAAGCAUUUUUGGUUCGUAAAAUGUUAAAUGAAAGAGAAAUUUUUCAACCAACUGUAUUGGAAUCAGGUACUUCUGAAACUAGACAGCCUUAUAAUAUAUUGCAACCUAUAAAUGCUGGGAAAAAAGAAUUAGCUCCCAAUGUACGUAUUGGAUCUAAUGUUAUUGGAGCGGCUGGAAAAUUAGCGAAAGUAAAUCAAAAAGAUCCUAAAAUCAAAAAUAAUGCAGUUAUAAAAGUUUUUGAGGACGCUGAAGAGAGUUUUGUAUCAUCUGAACCAAAAGCUAAAUUAGAAAAAGUGCCCAGUAGAAAAAUAUUAACCAAGGAAAAUACUGUAAAACCGGGAACAUGGAAUAAUAAAAAAAAUAAAAACGCUCCUUUUACAGUGGAUGCUCCUCCUACUCUUCCUUUUCAAGUUCACAGGGAUGAAGAGACUGAAGAGUCAAAUCGAAAAAGUAAAACAGUUCCUUCUUCUGUAUUGAAAUCUCAUAAAGUUGUGAAGUCAACUUACGAGGAUGACAACUUCAAAAAUGCACCCUUGUUUUAUUUGGAACCAUUUGAUCCAAAUAAGUUACCAAUGUACUGUAAAGAACAGGUUUACGCUGGAGGAUUAGAAUUUCAAUUUGAAGAACUUCGUGCUAUUCAAUAUAGAAGAAAAAAACAAGAAGAACUUAGUUUAAAAACAGAAAAUAAUGGUGUAAAUCAGUUGACAUCACAACCCCUUGUACCCAACAAUUUGCCGCGCACUCCUUCUAAUAAUAACAAUCUGCGUGGCAAAUGUACAGCUGAUAAAAAGAGGAAAAAAUUAGGAGAACUUACUGAAGAAAAGGAACCGAUAAAACAUGAAAAUCAAAGAAAAUUUUUAAAUAACAAUCCUUUAAGUGCAGUUGUACCUGAAGAAAAUUUACCCAAUGUUGAUUAUUCAAUGAAUCAAACAAUUCACACGAAAGAAGCUUUAAGUGAGAUGCAACAACUAUGGUUUUCAAAACCUGCCUCGCCAGUCCCACUUAUUAGUAAACCUAAACCUGCAGCAAAGUCUAUUUUAAAACCUAGCAAGCCGUGUUUUAAUCUUUACGUGGACGAAUCAUGCUUAGUCACUCCAAAAACUUCAGACGAUGAUAAACCUUUAGAUUUAACACUUAAAUCGCAAGAUGCUGAUUGCAGUGAGAAAGAAAGUUCAAAUCAAAAAUUAUCAAAUGUUCCAAAUUCAAACAUUCCAACGAGUAAUUUGAUCGACAAAUUAGAAGAUGUUGAUAAGGAAAAUUGUUUUGUAAAUGAAAAUUUCUUGCCGGUAAAAACGAUAUGCGAAGGAGAGAGUGAUGAAGACAAGGAAAAUGGUGUGCCUCCUGAUUAUUGUGGUCCCGUAGGAAAAUCAAAUCGUAAAAUUGAAAUAAAUGAAGAUGACGAUGAAGAAGAAAUUGAAGGAGGAAUUCCAGCUCAAGAUUUAUCUUCAAUUAUUCAGUGUAAUACUACUGCCAUAACUGAAACUUGGAAUUUUACUAAAGGUUUUCAAUUUCCUCGCAAUGAAUCAACGCCCAACGUUAGAAAAUUAUCGCGAAACAAAAUUGAUUCGGAAGAUUCGAUUUUACUUCCCGCGCCGAAAAUUGACAAUGCCAAAGAACAAAACAACAAAGAGGAAUUUGAAUUAAACGAUCAAAGUGAAAAUUUAAAAAUUGGACUCGUGAAUGAUAACAAAAAACAUUCAGAUGGAGAAGUCGCAAAUAAAAACUUGAGCGUAAUUGUCGAAACUUCGAGGGAAUACAGAUCUAGCAGUUCUGCGAGCAGCGGUGCCAGCACCAUAGGUUUUCGAUCAUCUAAACAUUUCCCGUAUACUCCCUCGGAAACGAAAAAUUCAAAAAUCAAUUUAACGGGAUCUCACACAAAUCUUCAGAAAACUAAAGUUCAAAGCUAUACUACGGGUUACGAAGCUUCCAGUGAAUCCAGUCAAAUUGUUGCUAAAACUCCGAAAACCCAUAAAGACGAGAAAAAAAUGGAGUGCAUCGAAGUUAAAAUGUCGGAAAUUGAAAUUCAAGGGACGGAAAUAAGUACGAAAUCGGAGAUGAAAGAAACAAUAGAUCCAUUUUGCGAACAACUUAUUGAAAGACUGCUUCAAAAGGUUGAUUUUCCCAAGAGCAUACACACUCCUGGCUAUUUCCUUUUGCACGAUAUCGACUUGCCUAAUCUUAAAGUUGGCUCGUCUAUUACCCUGGGUGAGGGAAAAUCUUUUACCUACGACGUAAAAAAAAUUUUGGGAGAGGGAGCCUACGCAAAAAUUUAUAAACUUUUUAACGUAAUGACGGGAGAGUCAAUGAUUGCCAAAUAUCAAAAACCACCUUUUCCAUGGGAGUUUUACAUUGCGAGGGAAGUUAUUAGCAGAGUUCGAAAUGACAACAUGGUUUCUAUGUUUAUGAAUAUUGAUCAGGCUUACAUUUUUAAAAAUUGUAGCGUUUUGCUAAGCGUUCCCGUCGAGUACGGUGAUUUAUUAUCAGUUAUCAAUAAAAUUAAACAGGCAAAAAUGACUUGUCAGCUUUUAGCCAUGCAUUUCACGUGUCAGAUAUUAAAAAUAUUGGAAAUUUUACACUCGUGUAAAAUCAUUCACGCUGAUGUAAAACCCGAUAAUUUUUUACUACGAAAUAGUAAUGAUAAGCUUCAACUACAGUUGAUUGAUUUUGGGAGAAGUAUAGACAUGACUCUAUUUCCUGAAGAUACCACGUUUACAAGGGUUGUGACGACAGAAGGUUUCACGACAAUCGAAAUGAAAUCGGGUAAACCCUGGACAUAUCAAAUAGAUUUAUAUGGAGCUGCCAAUUGCGGUCAUUGUUUAUUAUUCGGUGACUACAUGAAAGUAAAUCAAAGAAAUGGAAUCUGGAGCAUUGGUAAAAUUAUUCCCAGGUAUUGGGCUAAAAAUGAAUGGCAAAAAUUUUUUAACGCACUACUAAACGUGGAAUCUUGUUCGAAACUUCCUGAUUUGUCAGAAAUAAGAAAAUCGUUUGAAAACGUAUUGGCUGGAAAUUCAGAAAUUGAAUUUAAUUUGUUUAAGUUGAAAAAUUUAUUAAACGAUCGUUGA
Molecule: messenger RNA, 3627 nt
Organism: Pediculus humanus corporis (human body louse)
Lineage: Eukaryota; Metazoa; Arthropoda; Insecta; Psocodea; Pediculidae
Product: mitotic checkpoint serine/threonine-protein kinase bub1 and bubr1, putative
Exons: 16
Coding region: 1-3627 (1208 amino acids)
Biological process (GO): mitotic spindle assembly checkpoint signaling; meiotic sister chromatid cohesion, centromeric; protein phosphorylation
Molecular function (GO): ATP binding; protein kinase activity
Source: RefSeq, a predicted model, not a curated record